UCCUCAUAAAACUAUUGUGGGUAGUAGUUAGUUACACCGUGAACUCUGAUUACGCUUAACAUCAUAAUUGUGUUGCAUCAUAAUGGAAAAUAGCAAGCAAAAGAUAAAAAACUUAAUUCAAAAUCACCAGGAAUUCGACUUUAUUCAACUAUUGCGUGCAGGAUUUGAUCCUAAUUUAGAAGGUGGUUGGCCAAUUCGACUAGCAGCUCGACAUGGCUGUACCUUAAUUGUCGAGGCUUUGCUUCAGUUUGGAGCAAAUCCACAUUUAUUGAGUGAAUCAGGUGCAUCAACGUUACAACUCGCAGUAUUUUCUGGUGAACACUGGGAGACCGAUAAAUGGACACCGUUACUGUCGUGCUGCGAUUCAUCCCAGUUGGCUGAUGGCGCAGCUGUAGCAAUUAUCUUUAAUAACGUUGAGGCUUUAAACAAGAUUUUAACGACUGGGAGAUGUAAUACUAACAUUCCUACGACUUUAACAGGGAAAACAUUAGAAGUUUUGGCAAAAGCGUACAAAUUGAGCGAAUUCUUAAACACAUCACCAGUCAGUGAACUUACUAUACCAACUACGACGACGUCUUCGCGUAUGUCAAGACAAGAGAGAAUGGAUCACGCGCCGUCAUCACCGUUUCCCAGUUCAAAUAGAAAUUUGUCGCCGUCCGUUGCUCAUUUUUUUAAUCAAACAGCACACCAGUCUUCUUUAUCACCUUCUAGAAGUACCAUGAUAAUUGCUUCUCCUUCGAGGGAUGCUAAUCGCCGCUUAUUAUAGUCAAGAGUCAAGUUAUAACGCACCUUUAUAUUAAAAAAAGCAAGAAUAAUAUAAAAUGUUAGAAGAUUUAGGUAUAGUGAGAGUAAGGUUUUAGAUAUAUUAUGUAGUUUUUAUUAUUUAAAUUAAGACGAAGCCAGCAAGCUAAUCUAAUAUUUAAUUAUAAUUAAAAUUAAUGAUAAUGACAAUUUGUUUAGAUUUUUUUAUAUUUGUAUAAUAAGUAAUAAUGAAUCGAUAAGCAGAGAAUAAUAAUUAUACAAAAAAGUAAUUA
Molecule: messenger RNA, 1034 nt
Organism: Spodoptera frugiperda (fall armyworm)
Lineage: Eukaryota; Metazoa; Arthropoda; Insecta; Lepidoptera; Noctuidae
Exons: 4
Coding region: 83-766 (227 amino acids)
Molecular function (GO): protein binding
Source: RefSeq, a predicted model, not a curated record